Molecule: messenger RNA, 2173 nt
Organism: Dendroctonus ponderosae (mountain pine beetle)
Lineage: Eukaryota; Metazoa; Arthropoda; Insecta; Coleoptera; Curculionidae
Gene: hts
Product: protein hu-li tai shao
Cellular component (GO): plasma membrane; cytoskeleton; postsynaptic density
Molecular function (GO): actin filament binding
Source: RefSeq, a predicted model, not a curated record
CUUCUGGGACGAGUCGACGCAGUGCGUAUUGCACUAAAUGGCAAAGCGUAAGUGUAAUUGAGGUGGAAGCAAAUAGUCGUUGAGUUGUUUUGUAGGUGUCCGUGAAAGUAUUGAAGGGGUUCGCGUUUAAUUAGUUGAACAUUAAUUUACCCAAAGCCAAGCACUGACGGUUGACCUUGUUUUGCACAAAAACGGACCAAUUUCAAUCAAAAAGCUCUCGUGAGUCCUGUUGGGGCGUAGCUAAUCUGUCGCUUUAGUGACAUUAGUGGUGAAUAUUUUCGGCUGUGCCCGCCUGAUCGUUUACCUGUCUUGCCUGUGAUUACCGUUUACCGGUAAAUCGUUGGACUAUCGGCAAAACACACCAAACGAUUGGUUAAUUUUGCAAAAAUGACGGAUAGCAGUACGGCGGAUGAGUUGCCGCCGCAAACAAACGGCAUUGUGGACAACGGUUUACUGGACGAUGAAGAAAGGGCUCGAAUGCGUCCAGCAGACAUCGACGCGGACGUCCGAGAAAUGGAACGAAGGAAAAGAGUCGAAUUAAUCAUGAAUAGCAAGUUAUUUCGCGAGGAACUAGAAAGAAUCAUUGAGACCCAAUUAAAAGACGGUUCAGGCACAUCGGGCCUAUUACAGCAAAUCUCGGACAUGGUUGGAGUGAAUAAGCAGGCGGGGAAUGUGUUUAAAAGUUCAAGCUGUGUGAUACCGAUUAAUGAUAUUCGAGGUAUUGAGUCAAUGGGCUAUGCCAAAGGCGAGAAAAUUCUGAGAUGCAAACUAGCUGCGGUCUUCAGACUGAUUGAUCUGUAUGGAUGGACGCAAAGCCCUAAUACUCUUAUCACAGCCAGAUUGAACCAGGAGAAUGAACAGUUUCUGGUCAAUCCUUAUGGGAUGCUUUUCCACGAAAUGACCGCAUCCAGCCUCAUAAAAGUUGAUAUGCAAGGGGCUGUUUUGGAGCAAGGAACGACCAAUUUUUCCGUUAAUGUAACUGCGUUUUCAUUGCACGCGGCCGUUCAUGCGGCCCGUCCAGAUCUUCGCUGCAUCAUUCACGUUCACACUCCAUCGGUGGUGGCUGUUUCUGCAUUGAAACUUGGUCUAAUUCCUCUGAGUCAAGAAAGUGUUGUAAUUGGUGAAGUCAGCACAUAUUCCUAUCUGGGAGGAUUAUUAGAUGCUGAUGAAAAGGAUAAGCUGGCAAGAAAUUUGGGACCCAUUAACAAAGUGCUUUUGUUGUCUAACCAAGGUGCUCUCUGCUGUGGCGAAACGAUAGAAGAAGCAUUCUUCAACGCCAGAAACAUUAUCCUAGCUUCCGAGUCGCAGCUCAAACUUCUUCCAUUAGGCGUAGACAAUUUAAAUUUACUUAACGACGAAGCUCGAAAGAAGAUUUACGAUGCCGCCCACAAAGCACCCGAAAGCAGCCCCCGACCCGACCAACCAUCCAUUCUGGAAGGCAAAGUGGAGAGAAAAUGGAGAGUGGGAGGUAUUGAAUUUGAAGCUCUGAUGAGGAUGAUGGACAAUGCAGGAUUUCGCACAGGAUACAUUUACCGUCAUCCUCUUAUCAAAGGUGAACCUCCCAGACCUAGAAAUGAUGUUGAAGUUCCACCAGCCGUCUCUUCGCUUGGUUAUUUAUUGGAAGAAGAAGAGUUAUACAGACAAGGUUUGUGGAAAAAGCUGGAAGGAGGCAGAAAAGGACACGAUCGAAGCCGUUGGCUAAAUUCCCCGAACGUCUACCAGAAGGUGGAAAUAUUAGAAACAGGAACUCCGGACCCCAAGAAAAUCACUAAGUGGGUUGCGGAAGGAUCUCCCAGUCAUUCCAGUACCCCGGUUAGAAUUGACGAUGUUUUACAAUUCGUACCGAAGGGCACGAAUCCUAAAGAGUUUAAGCAGAGGCAGCAGCAGAUUAAAGACUAUAGACGUGCCGACAAGAUUUCCGCAGGCCCUCAAUCCCAUAUUCUUGAAGGGGUUACAUGGGAAGAAGCUCGCAAAAUGCAAGACGCUGCUAUAACACAAACAGGAGAUCACGUCGUCUUGAUGGGAGCCGCCUCUAAGGGCAUUAUUCAAAGAGGACAUCAACACAACGCUACGGUCUAUAAGAGCCCAUAUGCUAAAAAUCCGUUUGACUGUAUUACAGAUGAGGAAUUGGAUGAUUAUAAAAAGGUUGUCGAGAAGAAGGCUAAGGGUGAUU